This is a messenger RNA of Colletotrichum fioriniae, 615 nucleotides long. The record is from RefSeq and is a predicted model, not a curated record. Lineage: Eukaryota; Fungi; Ascomycota; Sordariomycetes; Glomerellales; Glomerellaceae.
AUGUUCCUUACCUUCAGCAACAAGAGCCAACUGGCCCUAGAAAACGUCCGCCCCGUUCUUCUUGACUACAGUCGCUGUGUCAUAUGGUCUCAGAGCAAUCGAGGUAUGCACGGACGGCUCGACGAAGUGUACUAUGACGCCCCGCCCAUUCCCAAGAGAUACGUCCUAGACAAAAGCCCAAUGCCGCGACUUCCGAAGCCUCCACACCCUCUGAUGGUCUAUCCUAAUGCCAGCUGGCUGCAGGACUUUGCAGGGUCGGACAAGCUCGAAGUCUGGAUCAAGAGCGAGUUUGGGGAGCCCGAGCAGCAGCGUAUCUACUCGACUGAAAAGAUGCUCAAAGAACAGAUGCAGGAGUUGUGGAAAGUCGGCCAAGAGAUAUACGAAAUGGAGAACCCAUUCCUCAUCGCACAGGGAAGAUACGACCUCAUCAUCAAGGAUUGCGAUAUUCAUCCAACUCCCCAGGAGAAGCGCCAGGCCGAGGCAGAGGCACAGCACAAAGCACAUGUCAUGCAUUCUAGAAACAUUAGAGAAAUCCAUCGGGAAUAUGGAUGGCCUAUUUCGAGUAAACUGAAUGCAGCAUGCGAGGAUCCGCCGGCUCCUGAGAUGGGCUCCUAG